Messenger RNA from Cladophialophora immunda, 399 nucleotides. RefSeq lists its product as uncharacterized. Bases 1 to 399 code for a protein of 132 amino acids. The transcript has a single exon. The record is from RefSeq and is a predicted model, not a curated record. NCBI's taxonomy places the organism in Eukaryota, Fungi, Ascomycota, Eurotiomycetes, Chaetothyriales, Herpotrichiellaceae.
AUGGGUCGUGGAGAGAGGUCGAUAACACUCGAGGGUAAGUGGACGCCGACGCCGACGCCCACGGAAAUCAUCUCCGGUAACCACGCCGACGCCCAUAUCUACGGAAAUCAACUCCGAGAAUCAACUCCGAAACCAACUCUGACGACGCCGACGCCCACACCCACGCUCACACCCAAGCUAUACAUGUUGGGUUUGGCGUUCGGCCCGCUCAACAUGGCGCCUCUGUCAGAGCUCAUCGGCCGUCGUUGGUUGUACCUGGUCACCUCGUUCAACAUGAUUGCGUUCGCAGAGAUAUUCUGGUUCUUAGAUCCAGUUCUACCUUCCCGGUCGCUCGCCUAUCAUCAAAGGGCGCAGAAGCUCCUGAUGAACGAGUUCAAAUUGACCAUGGCGCUCGCCUAA